AUGCCUUCUAAAGCUAUCGCUUUUGCUGCAACACUCAACGUGAGCUCAAAGAAUGAAAUCAUUGUCUGGUACCUCAAAGACGGUUAUUCUCUCAUGAAACUCAGACCCAUCAAUGCACUUCUCGACAAUUAUAAGGAAACGAUUGUAACGAAAUCGGCACCAAUAGUCGGCGUAUCAACGGACAACAAAGAAGUCCCUUCUCAAGUCCCUCCUUUCCAAGAUUCGUGGACCUUUGCGCAAGCAACCACUACUAAAAUGAAAUAUGCAUUUGCUGUUAGAGAUGACCACAAGGUCUGCAUGAUCAGCCCUGCAUACUAUCCAUUGCCAAAUACUACACCAACCAAUUACAGCGUCGCCGCUUGUGGAACGACAGUCAAAGGAUCAGAGGGACCUAGAGAUUCUGUUUUGCUAUUCUAUCUGAAGGCAGAAGGAAAUAACGAUCCCGAGCUUAUCGAAUACGACAUGGAAGUUCCCUGGCAGAAACCAUUACCGGAUGCGCAUCCAGACAGUAAAAAGUACAUCUAUGAGUACAACACUUUCAAGCGUAGAGGAGAGGAACGGCUACCAAUCGAAGAUGCACUGGCUACGACUCCCCUGGCCGCCUGUCUCUACAACAAAACUGUGUACUACUUUUGGCUCUCCGGUGGCUAUGUUCUGAUGUAUAUCACAUGCGUGAAUGGGAAAUGGAGCAGUCCGGCCUCGGUCCCGCCAAACGAGGACGACAACCAGGCGCCAAAUAAAGCGGACUCUCAGUCGGACCUCGCUGCCGUGGCUGAUCCCUCCAACAAAUGUAUAGUACUUUACUACAAGGCCGAUGGUUCACCCUCGGACUAUGACGAAUUUGUGUGGAAGAAUCUAGAAUAA
This is a messenger RNA of Aspergillus tanneri, 864 nucleotides long. RefSeq lists its product as uncharacterized. Lineage: Eukaryota; Fungi; Ascomycota; Eurotiomycetes; Eurotiales; Aspergillaceae. The record is from RefSeq and is a predicted model, not a curated record. The transcript has 5 exons. Bases 1 to 864 code for a protein of 287 amino acids.